Molecule: messenger RNA, 807 nt
Organism: Lolium rigidum
Lineage: Eukaryota; Viridiplantae; Streptophyta; Magnoliopsida; Poales; Poaceae
Product: calcium-binding protein CP1-like
Exons: 1
Coding region: 124-615 (163 amino acids)
Molecular function (GO): calcium ion binding
Source: RefSeq, a predicted model, not a curated record
UUAGUCCCUCUCUCUGCCUGCUCCCGAGAAAACAGAGGACGCGUUCCGAUCCAGCUGAAGACUACUCCGCGGUUUCCUUUUCCCGUUCCAUCCCAGCACCACCGCAGCAGCGAGCCAGCAAGCAUGUGUCCCGGCGGCAGGUACGCGGGCCUCGACCUCCCAGCCGGCGCGGGGGACCUGCGGCCGGCGUUCGACGUGCUGGACGCGGACCGCGACGGCCGCAUCAGCCGCGACGACCUCAAGACCUUCUACGCCACCGCCAACACCGGCGCCGACGCCGCCGCCAGCGACGACGACAUCGCGGCCAUGAUCGCCGCCGCCGACGCCGACCGCGACGGCUUCGUGCAGUACCACGAGUUCGAGGGUCUCCUCGGCGCCCCCAAGGGCGCCGCGGCCGCCACGUCCGCGAUGGAGGACGCGUUCCGCCUCAUGGACCGCGACGGGGACGGCAAGGUCGGCUUCGAGGACCUCAAGGCCUACCUCGGCUGGGCCGGCAUGCCCGUCGACGACGACGAGGUCCGCGCCAUGAUCAGCGUGGCGGGCGACGGCGACGGCGGCGUGGGGCUCCAAGCGCUCGCCAGAAUACUCGCCGUGGACUUUGAGGCCGCCGCCUAAACUAAUCGGACGGACUGUAAAGCACUGAACUUGAUUUUUUGGGACUUUUUCCGCGAAAUUUGGUUGGUGGGAUUGGGAUGAGGCGUCAAGUGGUUGUUGAUUGAGCCGUUCUCGUUAGUAGUGAAGUUUUGUCUGUAUCGUACUAGCAGCUGUUACCCCUUAAUUAAAGAAAAUUAAUCCUGCAUUGUGCAA